This is a messenger RNA of Morus notabilis, 801 nucleotides long. RefSeq names its product F-box/FBD/LRR-repeat protein At1g13570. The record is from RefSeq and is a predicted model, not a curated record. The transcript has 2 exons. The coding region runs from base 1 to 801 and encodes 266 amino acids. Lineage: Eukaryota; Viridiplantae; Streptophyta; Magnoliopsida; Rosales; Moraceae.
AUGGAGUCUACACAAUCAAUCUUGUUCUUAAUUUCUUCCAACAAGUACAAUCAGAUUAUCACGAGCAAGAUCCGAGGCUUAUUGUUGAUGAUAUUCGGAAACUUCGGGAUUGUUAGGAUCGUCGAUCUUAGUCUCGGCGAGAAAGAGGCAGUUAGAACGAGCAUUUUCUCAAGCAGAUGGAGGAAACUACGGAAAACAUCAUUAAAGAUCCUCGACCUUGAUACCAAGAAUUGUACCAACAUUGAUAUUGAAGAUCUUGAUCUCGAUGAUGAUGCUGUUGUGAGAUGGGUCAAUCAAAUUUUAGCACUUUACAAGUGUACCAAGUUAGAGGCCUUCCCACUAAUACGUCCGUCAUUGCACGUAGAUUACAGUCAUGAGAUUGACAAGUGGAUUUGUUUUGCGCUAUCUAAGAAAGUCGAAAAGCUUAACAUAUCGGUAUAUAUGUACCAGUACGCUCAUUAUCUUACGGGAGAAGAUCCCUAUUCAUUUCCUCAUCAACUAUUUAAUGAGGAAAUAUCAAACAAUAACCAUUCCAGUUUGAAGCACAUAUGCUUGGAGUAUUGUAGGUUAAAUCUUCCACCAAAUUUCGGCGGUUUUUGUAGCCUCAAAUCAUUGAUCAGUCUUCUAAAUGUUCAACUGACUAAAGCAGCUAUGCUCAACAUCUCAACCAACUGCUUAUCCCUUGAGUGGUUAAGCACGGAAUCGUUUUCCUCUACUUCCAAGCGCUUCAAGUUUGGGAGUGGAUUCUACUCAUGCCCAUUGAAGCACUUGUAUAUAUCUUGUUGUGAUGACGAUUUAUAG